AUGAAGGGAAAACACCAAGGGGUACAAAAUCGAUUACUUGAAGUUAAUCCAAAAGCGUUAUAUAUGUCAUGUGCUUGUCAUAGCCUUAAUCUUACUCUUAGUGAUAUGGCUCAUUCUUGUAUUAAAGCUGUUUCAUUUUUUGGAAUUUUUCAACGCAUAUACACAUUAUUUGCUAGUUCUACAAAAAUGUGGAAGGUGUUACUUGAUAAUGUGUCAAACUUAACUGUAAAAUCUUUGUGCAACACACGUUGGGAAAGUAGAAUAAAAAGUGUUAAGACAAUUAGAUUUCAAGCUCCUCAAAUAAGAUCGGUUUUGCUUGAAUUAUGCAAAUCAUGUGAUGAUGCCAAGACGAAAAGUGAAGCAGAAAGUUUGGUAAGUGCAAUUGAAAAUUUUGAGUUUUUUCUUGGCAUGAUUGUUUGGUAUGAUGUUUUAUUUGCAAUAAACAUGGUCAGUAAAAUGUUGCAAUUAAAAUCUAUGUGCAUUUAUGCUACCAUGGAACAAUUUGAAGGUGUAGUGAAGUAUUUUGAAAAGUAUAGGAAUGAAGGGUUUGCAUCAAGUAUGGAUACUGCUAAAACAAUAGCAUGUGAAAUGAAUAUAGAUCCUACAUUUUUAAUUAAGCGUCGUAUUAUUAGGAAAAAACAAUUUGAUGAAAAUAACAACGAAGAAGAAAUGCAAGCAUCGGAAAAGGAGGCUUUUAGAGUUAAUUAUUUUCUAACCAUUGUGGACAUGGCAAUUUCUUCAUUGAAUAAUAGAUUUGAACAAUUAAAGAAAUUUGAAAGUAUUUUUGGAUUCUUAUUCGAUUAUGAUAAACUAAAGUCAUUGGAUGAAAAUGAAUUGAUGAGAUCUUAUGUUCAUUUUGGUGAUACCUUUCAUCAUAAUACUGUGGCGGAUGUGAAUGUAAAUUAUCUUUAUUCUGAAUUAAAGGUGUUGCAGGUGACUUUACCAAAUAAAUCAAUGACGGCAGUUGAAAUUCUUGAGUUUGUCAAAGUUGUAGGUUGUUACCCUAAGGUAUCGGUUGCUUAUCGAAUUAUGUUGACAGUACCUGUGACUGUAGCAUUGAAAUUCUUGAGUUUGUCAAAGUUGUAG
This is a messenger RNA of Cynara cardunculus var. scolymus (artichoke), 1086 nucleotides long. RefSeq lists its product as uncharacterized. NCBI's taxonomy places the organism in Eukaryota, Viridiplantae, Streptophyta, Magnoliopsida, Asterales, Asteraceae. The coding region runs from base 1 to 1086 and encodes 361 amino acids. The record is from RefSeq and is a predicted model, not a curated record. The transcript has a single exon.